AUCCCAUCCUACCACGCCUACCUCCAUACUGACAACCCUUCCCAUCUCGCAUCAUACCAUUCCCACGCCGUCUUCACCUCGACACUCGGAACGAUCCAGAAUAGCCACCGAACCCUCUUCCUAGACCUCCGAGUGCCAGAUUUACAGGGCUUGUCAAAGGUUCAUCCCAACCCGUACCCAGAUGGUUUUACAACUGCGCUGAGCCCAAGGCAUCGCCUUCGAGUCCUUUUCGUGCCAUUCCCAAUAUUGAAACCUCUUCACUCACCUGAGCAUCUUCCUUCCCACCCUUUGCCGACGUCUUCCAUACCGCAGAUAUGGCAGAGCCAAUCUUCGAGCCAGCAGCAACUCCGGCCGGGCAGCCUCCGGAUAUCAUGAAUGACCCCGAGUUCGCCACGAAUACCGAGAUGGGUGAUGAUGGAAAUGGGGACAGCGAUACAUGCAGAAUAUGCCGAGGAGAGGGCAGCGAUUCCGAGUCCCUCUUUCACCCGUGCAAGUGUAGUGGGAGUAUCAAAUAUGUCCACCAAGACUGCUUGAUGGAGUGGUUAUCCCAUUCUCAAAAGAAACACUGCGAGCUCUGCAAAACGCCCUUUCGAUUUACAAAACUAUACUCGCCCAAUAUGCCGCAGUCGCUACCGUUCCCUCUGUUAAUCAAGCAUGUUGCCAUGCACAUUGUCAAAAACCUAGCAACAUGGCUACGUUUUAUGUUGGUUGUAGUGGUGUGGUUGGUAUUCCUGCCGUAUGCGUUAAGACAGAUUUGGCGGUUGUUAUUUUGGUUUAGUGAUGGCGGAUGGCCUACGUAUCAUUCCAACAUUGAUGCUAUUCGCAAUGCAACAAACGCAGGAGCUUUAGAAUUGGCGCGGGAAAUGCAACUAGCGGCCAGCUUGACAGAAAAUGGAACUUCGCCUGUCACGCCUUUCCAUGCAGCUCAGACAUCUUCGGCGAGUAUUGGUGGGAUCAUGGGGCGAAUCGUCGAGAUUCUUUCACCCAUCUCACAAACCCUAAACUUCACAGACCCGAAUCCACCGAAAGGUAUUUACCUUAGUAUGGGGCCCAUAAAAGUCUUCAUGUCGGAUGAUUCUAGUAACCAUACAACCAAUCUCACCGAGUUUCUCGCAAGUAUUCCUGGCGCCUCUCCCAGCCCAUCAUUGUUGAGUGAGGUAUCAUUCUUCCGGAAUCUUACACGAAGCGUUCACGUCAACCAAAUUGUGAUUAGCAUUUUUGAAGGCUAUAUCAUUACCUUUCUAGUUGUGGUGUCCUUUAUUUUGGUCUUUCUUAUUCGGGAAUGGGUGGUACAGCAACAGCCUGGAAUCAACAUAGGGGCCGGUUUCAAUGCCGAGUUUGCCGGUGCUGAGAGAGCCAGAGAACAGCAAGGUCAAGCCGAUGCUCGUCGAAACCCGAUUGAGGAGCGCCGAGCCGUAAGAGAUGAGGGCCAUCCAAAUCCUAUCCAGCAGCGGGAGCGAGUUAUUGCUCGGCCGAGGCGAAGAAAUGUUCAUUUUGGGGAUGCUGAGGAAGUUCCGCCGCACCAGAACCCCGCUGAAGAAGCAGUCAGAAAUGGCAUUUUACCCUUGGAAAAUGGGGCUUUUGCACCUCGUCCUUCACCACCACGUGAGGCCUUUUCCCCAGCUGUCGAAAUACAGCGGAGACUUACCGAGGAGCCAAGAAUGACGGAGGAGUUUCUAGCCAUAUGGCGUCGUGCAGACAGUGAUCCUAAAGAAGUACUGCGCAUCAUUGAGGACGAGAACAAGGCUAGUGAGAUGCGAUAUUGGGUCAAUGCCAUGAAGGUGUUACAGGAUCCUCUUGCACAUGAAGGAAACUCGAACUCGGGGACGCAUCUCACCGAUAGAGAUGUAGACCUCCCAGAAUUUGCUACACCUGGUCCUCGGCGAUACUCGCCUGUAGAAGCUUCCGUACCUGCCGAUAGUGAUACGAGCAGUGCAAGUACUGAAAGUUGGGUGGACAUACAGAAGGCAAUCAACAUACCCACACAAGAACCAACAAUCGAAGACUCACAGCCGCCCGAGGCGCUAGGCAUAAGGAAUGAUCUUGACUACUCCUCGGAGAAGGGAAAACAGAAGGCAAAUGAGACUUUAGAAUCCAGUUCUACCAUUCCUGAUACAGAUGUCAUCUCCACGCCGAGUUUGCCAAACUUAGAUCUGGAUUCCUCAGGACUUGAUUUAGAUCCCUUUGCGCCUAGACCACCCCGCCCAAGAGCUGUUUCUGAUGGCCCCCAAAGAAACGAAAGCAAGUCUCCGCUAGCGAAUAAUAAUUGGUCAUUUUCCAAUCUUCCUGAAGUCGAUAAAUCAGAGAGAUCCGAAGAUGAUUCAUCUGCCGACCUUGUACACAACGAGGAUCCUUCGUCUGGCAAAUCUUCCUCAACCGCAAAAGGGCCCACAGACAAUGCGGAUGACGUGACUCGCCCAUUAUUGGCGAAUGUAGUCGAGCCGGAUAGAAAUCCUGAUGAAAAUCGUGGUCAAGAUGAUUUCACUCGCAUAUAUGACAAUUUUGACGAGGCUCUUAACUCAGAUAGCUCUGAUAGCGAUCAAGAAAAUGAUCAUAUUAUAGACGAUCCUAUUCCCGGACCAGUUGCUGCUCAAGCAAACGACCCUCUUCCCCAAGCUCAUGAGCCUGUCGUACCACGACCUGCAGAACAUCGAGGUCUUUUGGGAAAUGUUGCGGAUUAUCUGUGGGGAGCCGCUGGUGAUGACAGACAAGAAGAACAAGGGGGAAACGAUGAGCAGAUCGUUCAAGAUCUGGCAGCUGAGGCGCCAUUUGUUCCCGUAGCUCAUCACGACCUUUUCAACCAAGCUGAUGCGGACCAAGAUAGAGAGGUAGUUGAAGCCGCAAUUGCCGCUGGAAUCGACCCCAACGACCAGGAUGCUAUCGAGGAUGCUGAAGACUUCGAAGGCAUAAUGGAACUUAUUGGCAUGCGUGGCCCGAUUUUCAGCUUGGUACAAAACGCGCUGUUUAGCGCGUUCCUUCUGGCUUUAGCUGUUGCUACUGGUGUCUGGAUCCCAUACAAUAUUGGUAGGACAUCAAUAUUACUUGUGGCAAACCCCGGUCCUGCCUUCAAACUGCCCUUGAGGCUUAUAUUUGGAUGUGCGGCUUUUCUACAGGAUCUUACUUUGUCCGUUCUUGGAUUUGUGUCGUACUGUUUGAUUUUAGCGGCCGGGAUACCGACAAGACUAUGGUCCUAUGCAUUUGCAACUUCAGCCACAGUUAAGGUCAUACAAGAAUCUCGACUUGCGCCAGCCGCCGCGAAGGUGUCAUACGAUGCUUUAUUCAGGAUACUAAAUGGCACCGUCAAUACCAUAAUCCACGUCACAGACUCCGAAAUGUUUGCAUUCUCUGCAGCCUCGCACGAGUCGCUCAUAAGCAUACAAACACUUAUCAUCGACACGGUCACUGGGAUUUGGGCUGCUGCCGCGUACUUGUUCACUGGAGACUGGAGAUUAUCAAUUGGUGGCACCUGUGAAUUUCUUCUCGAUUGGCUCACGUACACUUGGGAUAUACUGGCUUCCGUGCCCGUACUUUUCCUCAAGCCAGACUCUUGGGUGAUUAGUCUUGGUGUGGCAGAACGAACAACGCCGCUUGAUCUAGGGCUCAGUGUAUGGGAUGGAUGGGCCAGAUUUUGGGCCAUUUUCUCCGGCUACACGGCUCUAUGUGUUUUGGGUGCCCUCUAUGUUAGAAAAGGCUCGCCUUUCUCUACCAGCCAAGUGGGCCGAGAAUGGGAGGCCAGUCUACUCGAUUUACUCAACCAAGCUGGUGGUGUCAUGAAAGUAAUUCUCAUCAUCAGUAUCGAGAUGCUCGUUUUCCCGCUGUAUUGUGGGCUCCUUCUGGACGCUGCUCUGUUACCGCUCUUCGAGAAUGCAACGAUCAUGUCUCGAAUCAACUUCACCAUAGAGUCACCAUUCACUUCCAUGUUUGUCCAUUGGUUUGUGGGCACAUGCUACAUGUUCCACUUUGCUCUCUUUGUGUCAAUGUGUCGGAAGAUAAUGCGAAAGGGGGUUUUAUGUAAGUCUGAUAUCUGAUCCCUAAAUCUCCGCUAAUGAUACUAGAUUUUAUUCGCGAUCCUGAUGACCCAACAUUUCACCCCGUAAGAGACGUAUUGGAACGAAACGUGGCGACCCAGCUGCGAAAGAUCCUUUUCAGUGCAUUGGUUUAUGGUGCAUUGGUGGUCGUGUGUCUAGGUGGUGUUGUAUGGGGCUUGGCACUCGCUUUCAAGAGUGUAUUGCCAAUCCAUUGGUCGUCCAACGAGCCAGUACUAGAGUUUCCAAUCGACCUACUCUUCUACAAUUUUCUGAUGCCCCUGGCCGUUAAAUUCUUUAAACCAUCUGACGGGCUUCAUGCCAUGUAUACAUGGUGGUUCCGCCAAUGCGCACGAAUGCUACGACUCACAUGGUUCAUGUUUGACGAACGGAAGCCAGACGAAGAAGGUUAUCAUGUUCGGAAGACCUGGUCGGUUAUCUUCAGAGGAUUCAAAGGCGACCCUUCCAUUCCAGUUGAGACAAACGAUAAAGAUGCGCCAUUUGAAAACGACGCUGAGAUGAAAGCAUACUUUUGUCGCGAUGGACAGUACGUUCGAGCACCAGCUUCUGAUCAAGUCAGAAUCCCCAAAGGAGGACGAAUAUUCAUGCCUGUAGAUGAGAUGAACGAAAGACUGGAUGGUAAAUGGGAUCAGCCUGAUGGUGUGCAUGGUCGAACGAACGAGCUAUACAAACAGGUCUAUAUCCCGCCCUUCUUUCAGCUCCGUAUAUGCUUGUUUAUACUCUUCAUCUGGCUUUUUGCUGCCUUUACAGGCGUUGGUAUUACCAUCGUACCGCUCGUCUUUGGGCGCUAUGUUUUCGCUAAGAUGAUCCCGCCUCAUGUUCGCAAAAACGAUGUGUAUGCCUUCUCUAUUGGGAUUUACAUUCUAGGGUCUAUGUUAUAUGCCGUUCUUCAUGUUCGACAAUUUUUCUCCUGGCUACGGAAUGCUCUAGCUCUUGAUGCAGAAACCCCAUAUAACAUUCUACGUCGUGCUACAACGAUAACUAUUCGCUUUGCGCGUAUUACCUGGACAUACAGCGCUUUUCUGCUCGUCCUACCAACGCUCUGCACUUGUCUCGUCGAAUUCUAUUUCAUCCUUCCUCUUCAUACAUUUUUCUCGGCUGAUGAGAGACAUGUUGUACAUUUUGUACAGAGUUGGACUCUCGGCUUGCUAUACGUUAAGCUCACUACACGUGUGAUUCUCUGGUAUGAAGACUCACGAGCGGCACAAGCCCUUCGCGCCGUCACCCGGAAUGGAUAUCUGGACCCAGAUGCGAGACUGGCAACUCGCAGUUUUAUCCUGCCAAGUAUAUUCCUACUUUCAUGCGCCCUAGGGUGGCCUUGGUUGAUUGCGAAUAUCGCUACCAAAACCGUGAUGAGAGAUCAACCGCAGAAUCACAUCUUCGCUUAUCGAUAUGCAUAUCCCUUCUGCUUGGCUAUGCUGGUUGUCAACAUGGCACUGUGGCGAGUGUUUGGCAUGCUCAAGCAGUGGAGAAUGAUGAUCCGGGACGAGGUUUACCUUAUUGGAGAGCGGUUACAUAAUUUUGGGGAUAGGAGGGUUGUCAGUCCGAGUGUAUCUAGCAAAGUGGUACCACCGGUCCAAAGACUGGAUACUUGAUUUUCCAGUUGAGCGGAUGAUACGGAUACACUUUAUAAUCAGUAGAACUGGUGGUAGCGGUGCGUGACGAUUGGCAUGAAUGGAGCAAAAUAUUGGAAGAGGGAUCUGUAAGGGAAGGGAUACAUUGCACUGGCGUUUUUUCUUUUGUGUUUUCCCCUAUGGGAAAGGGGAUAACAGUGGUGAUUGAACUCUUUUUUUUUUAGCGCACUAAGCUUCUCUUUUUUGUGUGGUUUACUGAGAGAAAGAAAGAGAGGAAGCAAGAAAGAUAUCCUCUCCUUUGGGUGUGUUAGGAACUCUGGUGGUUACUUAGUUCUUUAUAAUAAUUAGUUUCUUUUAAUGAGGUUUCUCGUUUUGUUCGUUCGUCUUCUCUUCGCUUCUUGGAUCCCUGAGGGAUUAGCUGGGUGUACUAUGUAUGAUCUGAGCGGAACAUGGCUGUCCUUUUGGGCCUCUUGCGGUAUUGUAG
Molecule: messenger RNA, 6104 nt
Organism: Hymenoscyphus albidus
Lineage: Eukaryota; Fungi; Ascomycota; Leotiomycetes; Helotiales; Helotiaceae
Source: the annotation of a GenBank genome assembly